This is a messenger RNA of Zeugodacus cucurbitae (melon fly), 3605 nucleotides long. RefSeq names its product protein real-time (gene retm). Lineage: Eukaryota; Metazoa; Arthropoda; Insecta; Diptera; Tephritidae. The coding region runs from base 821 to 2824 and encodes 667 amino acids. Gene Ontology annotation, cellular component: cytoplasm. The transcript is spliced from 7 exons. The record is from RefSeq and is a predicted model, not a curated record.
UAUAUAUAUAUGUAUGUAUAAACAAGUUUUGAAAGAAUCGCUGUGCUCAUUGUGUAAUCUCCAUGAACUCGCAUUAAAGUGCUAAAGUAAAGGGUUAGCCUAAUUUGCUAGCAGUCUCCUUAAUGAGCAACAAUAACAACAACAAAUUACAAAAAUAACUAAUAACAAGUAACUAGAGAACUAAAGAACUAGACCAACCAAACAACUACAGACCAAUUAGCGGAAAUCGAUUCUGGGCUCAGUGAGUUUUGUAGAGAUUUCUAAGGUUGUCAGUUGGUCUAAGCAUUGUGGCGGUCGUUAGCCCUCACGCGCCACAAAUACACAGUCAACAAAGCAGUCAGGCAGUCAGUUGUCGGCCGCUGGCGUCUGACAAGCUGAAUUUUCAUUUCUCUUUUGUUCACAUUUUCUACUCAUUUGUUUCUGUUGAAGGGCGCAAUGUAGAAUAAAAAUAAAAAAUACAAAAAUAAAUGAAUGUUCUCUUGUAAUUAGUCUUUGGCAGCAAAGUAAUUCCAGUGCACGACGAAAAGUAUUAAAACGAAAAGUCCAUUAAACACAAAGCAACAACAAAGAGAAAAAGACAAGUAAAUAAAACUGAAAAAUAAAUAAAGUUAUAAAGUGAACUAACUAUAAAGUUAGUUAAGAAGUGAGCGUUAAAAAAGAAAACACUCAAAAAGAUACCGAGUAAACAAACAACGAAGCGACAGCUUAACGGUUACAAGAAGCAUCACAACUUUGGCACAUUUCUGUCAGAAAGUACUCAGCAACAACAAACAACAGUGGAGUGGAGUGUAUUCAUUAUUGACAAAGAAUCUCAAGAAAAAUGGUGCAAAAAUUCCAAUCGCCCGUUAGGGUCUACAAACACCCGUUCGAGCUGGUCAUGAAGGCCUACGAAUGCCGUUUUCCGAAAUGCCCACAAAUGCCCAUCGUACUCGAUUGCGAAGUCAUCAAAGAUGAAAUUCUGGAGAAUGGAGCGAAGCGCAAUACAAGUCGACGCUGCAAAUUGGCCGUCGAUGCGCCGUAUAUUUUCAAGAAGUUGAUAGGUGUCGACUCUGUAUAUUUCCUGCAACACAACUACCUCGAUAUGGCCAACCGCACACUGAAUAUAGAGGCUGUGAACGAGAGUUUCUCGUCACGCAUAGAAAUCUUUGAACGUUGCCGUUACUAUGCGCAUCCCGACAAUCCGGAGUGGACCUGUUUCGAUCAGACCGCCACAUUGGAUAUUAAGAACUUUUUCGGUUUCGAACACUCCAUGGAGAAGAUGGGCAUGAAGCAGUAUACACAAACAACGCUGAAGGGCAAGGAGAUCAUAGAGUAUUUCAUAAAUGAGCUGAAAGAGAAGGGCGUCACUACAGUGGAACGUUGGACGCCGCCAGUUGAUGCACCCUGUUCGCCGACCACACGUGAGCCGAGCGAGGAACCCAUACAGAAGCUCAAGGAUGAGGAGCGGCGUCGCUCGUCACACGAUGUGCUACUCGAUGGUGAUUUUAUAGCGAAAAAUUUGGGCGCACUCACACUGAUGCAGGCGUCGAAGCUGUUGGAGCUGCGAAAAAUGCUGAAUGGUGUUGAGGACUUGGAGCAAAUGCCCAGUUAUCAGACCAUACUGCGUUUUUUGACAGCACGCGACUGGCAUGUGAAUCAGGCCUGCACCAUGCUCAAGGAUUCGCUCAAGUGGCGCAAAGAGCACAACAUCGACUCGCUGGUUAAGGACUACAAGGCGCCAGCGGUGGUGGUGAAUCACUUUCCGGGCGCAUGGCAUCAUCACGACAAGGAUGGGCGCCCGAUUUAUAUAUUGCGUUUGGGGCACAUGGACGUCAAAGGUCUGCUGAAGUCGAUCGGUACCGAAGGUCUACUAAAGCUCACGCUACACAUUUGCGAGGAGGGUAUGCAGCGCAUCAAAGAGUCGGCCGAAAAGCUGGGUCAACCUGUGUUGAGUUGGUGUAUGCUUGUGGACUUGGAGGGUCUCUCUAUGCGUCAUCUCUGGCGUCCGGGUGUAAAAGCGUUGCUCAAUAUUAUCGAAACUGUCGAGCGCAACUACCCCGAAACCAUGGGGCGUGUGUUGGUCGUGCGUGCGCCGCGCGUGUUUCCCAUCGCCUGGACUAUUGUGAGCGCUUUCAUACAUGAGAAUACACGCUCAAAAUUUCUGUUCUACGGAGGUCCCGAUUGCCUGCACAUGAAGGACGGCUUGGAGCAAUACAUCGAUUCAGAGAUCAUACCAGACUUUUUGGGUGGUCCAUGUAAGACACUCAUACACGAAGGUGGACUCGUGCCAAAAACACUCUAUAAAAUGAACUCACUCGAGGACGACGAUGCGGAGGAAGAGGAGACCAAAAACCCGCUGGAAGCUGGUGGUGCCUUGAUGCACGAACACCGCAGUCUCUACAAAACAGUUGAGUUGCGCACCGGUUACAUACACGAGGUGGUUAUACCCAAUCAGGAUCCGAAGAGUGUGCUCACCUGGGACUUCGAUGUGAUGCGCAGUGAUCUGCAUUUCACGUUGUAUCGCGCCACGAAAGAACUGCCGUCGAAAACUGACACCGCCGUUUCCAUAUUCGAUAUGAGCGAUUUCGUGGAAGGCGAACACUACUUCAAGGAGGAGCCAACACUCAUUUGCCGACACCGUGAAAGCGUGCAGGGUUCCCAUGUAAUGCAUCACACGCACUCGUACAUCAUGCAGUGGUUCAGCCCGUCGAGCGGUGCUGAAGGACCCGCACAGUUGAACUUCUUCUACGAAGUGCUCAGCUCGGCCAACUACAAAGGCUCCAUGACCAGUCUGCAAUCCGGUUUCUCAUCAUCCUCAGCUGCCAGUUCGUGUCAGAGUCGAUGAUAUGAAGCGAACAACGGCGCGGCCUGCAGCAGUGCAACGGCACGGGCGGGGAAUGCCAACGGUGGGGCGGCUGGUAACGGUGUAGCGGGGAAGCGUGAGGAGCAGCAGGCGCAUAACGGUGAGGAGCAAGUGCAUGCGCAUGGUAUUAUGGCGGCGGAUUCGCUGAUGGAGAAGACAUUGAAUUGAAUUGAAAGAGAGGGGGUGUGUGUGUAGCGCUUAUAAAUACACAGUUAACUUUCGAUUUUCAAUUCAAAAUAAUAUUUAAAUUUAUAAUUUAGUGUUAUAUAUAGUUAUAUAUGAAAUAAUUGCUAGUUUAAUAAAAUUCAUAAAGACGCUAUAAUUUAGUUUAAAAAAAAAACAAACGAAAAAUGUGAGCAUGAUUUUAAAUAGCGUUUUAAUAGAGAUAGAUAAUAAUAUUUUGUAGCUCAAGCAGCCGUGUAAUGCAUGUGUUAAGCAAAUGCUACGACAGCGUCAAAUGCAAUUUUAAACAAUUUUAAUUUUGUAUGCACGAAUUUUAUAGCUAAAAUUUAAUAAAAAAAAUAAGAGAAGCUUGCAAGACAUUAGCGUUGAAGUGUAAGCCAUCUAACGCUAACAAAGUGUACAAUAAUUGUGUGUCCGUAGCAAACAAUCAUGAAAUAUGCAAUAAAUUAUUACAACCGCAUCGAAAUGUGCAAUAACAUUUACAACCUACAGGCGCGUACAUAUUUUUGAAGAACUUACAAUAAAACCACAUAAUAAUGCCGUUGAAAAACAAUAAACGAUUUAUAUAUGUACAUACAUA